Messenger RNA from Diaporthe citri, 1392 nucleotides. RefSeq lists its product as uncharacterized. The record is from RefSeq and is a predicted model, not a curated record. Lineage: Eukaryota; Fungi; Ascomycota; Sordariomycetes; Diaporthales; Diaporthaceae. Gene Ontology annotation, molecular function: RNA binding. The coding region runs from base 1 to 1392 and encodes 463 amino acids. The transcript has a single exon.
AUGUCGACAGAAACAGAAACACCGCCAAGGGCAAGCCCCGAGGUCGCCAGCGAACCCUCCAAAAAGUCCAAGAAGCGCAAGAACGACCCCGAGGAGAUCGAGGUCGACCUCUCCCUCCCCGAACCCCCGUCGAAAAAGGCGAAGCGUCUCUUGAAGAAGGGCAAGCCCCUGCCCGUCAAGAAGGACUCGGAUGACGAGGCCAGCGACAAGGAGGAGGGCGGCGGCAAGAAGGACAAGGACGGCAAGAAGAAGGAGCGGUCGCCCUACGGCGUCUGGAUAGGCAACCUGCGCUUCAGCGUCACUAAGCACGACCUGAGCGACUGGCUGGUGGAGAACUCGGGCGGCAGCAUCACCGCCGACCAAAUCACCCGCAUCAAGCUGCCCUCGUCGCGGCCCAAGGGCGCCAGGAGGGCAGAGGCCGCCGCCGCCGCCGCUGAGCCCUUCGAGAACAAGGGCUACGCAUACGUCGACUUCUCCAGCUACGAGACCACCAUCGCCGCCAUCGCCCUGUCCGAGACCGAGUGGCACCGCCGGAAGCUGCUGAUCAAGGACGCCAAGAGCUUCGAGGGCCGGCCCGCCAAGCCCAAGCCCGACGCCGACGGUAAAGAUGCCGGGACUGGGGCGGCCGCCGCUGAGGCCAAUGCGGAGCAGCCCAAGUCCACGACCAAGAAGAUCUUCGUCGGCAACCUGAGCUUCCAGACCACCGAGGACGACCUCCACGAGCUCUUCGGGACCUGCGGCGAGAUCGAGUGGCUCAAGGUCGCGCAGUUCGAGGACUCGGGCAAGUGCAAGGGCUACGCGUGGGUCAAGUUCAAGGAGGCCGAGGCCGCCGACUGGGCCGUGAAGGGGUUCGUCAAGAUCAAGGAGGUCGAGGAGACGGAGGAGGACUUCAUGGACGUCGACGAAAAGGAAGAAGAGGAAGAGAAGGCGAGAGAAGACGACGAGGAGGACAGCGGGGAGGAGGACAAGCAGAAGAAGAAGAAGGCCGGAAAGAAGGCAAAACCACAAAAGGAGGAGCGCAGGGUCAAGACCCGCAAGUGGUGGGUAAACACCCUGCACGGCCGGCGCCUGAAGAUUGAGGCGGCAGAGGACGACCAGACGAGAUACAAGAAAAGGUACGGCGGCAAGGGCGCCGCCGCCGCCGGUGGGCAGAAGGAGAAUCCCGCCAGGCGCGAGGCAGGUGGCGGCAUACAGCGUCCACAGGCGUCUAAUCACAAGCACAACAACAACAAGAGGAGGCGGGAUUACGACGAGGGCGGAGGUAGGGAUACCGGUGCCAACGCUGCUGCGCCCAAGGAGGCAGAGGUUAGCAACUUCUACCAGGACAUCAGCGUGGCCAGGUUGACGGGCGCCCCGGUGAAGCCCCAGGGCAAGAAGACCACCUUCGACUAA